Dunckerocampus dactyliophorus (ringed pipefish) is the source of this 977-nucleotide messenger RNA. RefSeq names its product OTU deubiquitinase with linear linkage specificity a (gene otulina). The transcript is spliced from 3 exons. The record is from RefSeq and is a predicted model, not a curated record. The coding region runs from base 99 to 779 and encodes 226 amino acids. NCBI's taxonomy places the organism in Eukaryota, Metazoa, Chordata, Actinopteri, Syngnathiformes, Syngnathidae.
CAGGUGCCUUCUGACUGCAAUGGAGCAGUCACUCCAGCAGGUGGCGGUGUGGCGUAAGACACCCAAGAAAGACGAAGAAGUCCGGUCUUCGACAACACAUGCUUCCUAAUGCGAAAGUCCCAGCAAUGUCUUGGGUCAAAGCCGCGUCGAAAAGCGAGGACGACGUUUUUGACGAGACGGCGGACGACCUUCAUCUGUUAAGUAAAGAAUGGGAGUCCAGCAUGAAGAAAAGAGUCAGGGAUGGUUAUGUGGACGGUGCUGAUGCUGGGGAGGAGGCUGCACUGUCGGUGGGCUUCAGAGAAGGCUUCAGGGAAGGAGCAGCUAGGACUAUGGCUGUUGGUCGACUUAGAGGAAUUGUAAGUGCAAUUGGAAGCUGGUACCAAAUCCAGCAUCCAGACCACACCGUCCCCGCCUCUAUUACAGACCUCCUGCAGCGUGUGUCACAGCAUGAACGAUCUAUCAUAGCGCAAGUCACGAAAGAGAUGGAGAACCCGCCUCCCAGCGUGGACGACGUGUCGGAGAGCAUGGAGGACCUGGAGGUGGCGCGGCAGGCAGGCUCAGCAGAAGGCUGCCACAAGAGCGACUGCUGCAAGUCAACAGCACAAAUGGACACAGAGUCUCAUCUCAAGUCACAAACGUUGCAUUCCACAUGCAGCGCAAGCUCCUCCGCUUGUAGAGGCGGCUUCAGUGAGCUGCUGCAGCAAUGCGAGGGUCUUGUGUUGGAGAUGGGACUGCCUUUGGAGCUGAUGGAGCACAUAGGAGAACUGAAGAACCUUUAAUUCCUAUGUUGGGUACAGAGAUAUUUGCUAUAUUUUAGCCUUUUUUGUCCUAUGAUAUGUUAGGGUGGCCCACAUUGUUAAAUAUAUUUAGCCUUUUUUUGUAUUGCAAUAUUGAAAUGUAAAGGGAUUUAUAACUCUUUAAUGAAGAAAAUAAAAAUAGCAGUUGCACAAAACCUCAGUCUUGCCUCUUUUGGCCUU